GAUCGCUAGAGGAUAUCGAAAGAGGGUUCUCACUUCUUAGUUCUUACCAAGUUUGAAAGUGAAGAACAUCGCAUAUUCCCAUCUCUCUGGUAGUGGUGCGUAGCAUGGGAGUCAUGGGACUCGCUUCUCUCGUCCAUGUCCAUACUCGAUCUCCAUCGAAGUCUGAUCCAGGUCCUCUAAGGGUUUCAUCUUCUUCGCCAAUCCGAGCUCAGAUACACUCCUUGGUUUUCGUCUCUCACCAGCCCCAUUCUUUUUGCUCAGUUAGUCGUCGUCUUCGUAGACGUUGUCGUAGUGGUCGGAUCCAAUUCACUCCAAUUGCUUGCGCUAGACGGACUGAGCAAGACGAAGAUAUAUCCAUUUCAGAAGAAACUGAGAGGACCAGUUCUGAAUCAUCUGAUGUCAUUAACAGUAACGACAAUGCCACCAACACAGUCCCAUCUGUUGGAACUCCGGAAGGGAAAAUUCAGGGACCAGAUCAUGGUUAUGUUUCAUCUGUUAGAACUGUUGCUUUAUGUGUGUCCACAGCCGUAGCAUUUGGUCUUGGUGUAGGUUUGAUGGAAGGAGUUGGCAAGGCGUCUGAGUUUUUUGCAGGGUACUUGCUGGAGCAAAGUUUGUCGGUGGACAAUCUAUUUGUCUUUAUUUUGAUUUUCAAGUACUUUAAAGUGCCAAUCAUUUAUCAGAGCCGGGUGCUUUCAUACGGUAUUGCUGGUGCAAUUAUCUUUCGGUCAUUAAUCAUACUUCUUGGAACAGCCACACUUCAGAGGUUUGAGGCAGUGAAUCUUCUACUGGCUGCGAUACUUAUUUACUCAUCAUUCAAGCUUUUUACUGGAGAAGAGGAAGAGAAUGACCUCUCAAACAAUUUUAUUGUGAAGACAUGCCAGAAGUUUAUACCUGUCACCUCUGAUUAUGAUGGUGAUCGGUUCAUAACAAUCCAGGAUGGUGUAUGGAAGGCCACACCAUUGCUUCUCACAGUAGCAGUUAUUGAGCUCAGUGAUAUUGCUUUUGCUGUUGACUCAAUACCGGCAGUUUUUGGUGUUACACGAGAUCCUUUCAUAGUCGUCUCUUCGAAUUUAUUCGCCAUUUUAGGGUUAAGGUCGCUGUACGUGCUUAUUUCUGAAAGUAUGUCUGAGUUGGAGUAUUUGCAGCCUGCUAUCAGCAUUGUUCUGGGUUUUAUUGGGUGCAAGAUGAUCUCCGACUUCUUCGGAUACCAUGUGUCAACUGAGGUUUCUCUGGGUUUCGUAGCUACUUGUCUUAGUGGUGGGGUGCUGUUGAGUCUCAUGAGGAAGUCCGACUGAAGGAACUGAUGAAGAAAAGAAUGGAUGUGAAGAUUUGUAUUUCUUGUUCUCCCUUUGAGUACUGGUCAAGCUGCCAUGUUGCUCAUUUUCAUUUCCUUCCGAGUUUUCGGUCAAUUCUUCAGGAAGUUGACAUGGUGAUUGAAGGUUUCUGUAAUUAUUCAUGGGUUGGUUAGUGUUCCUUGUUCCAUGAUUACUUAACCAAGAACCUGUGAACUCAUUGCUACUGUAGAUGGGAUUUUUUGUAUUUUAGUUGCAUCUUAGGGAGCUAUGUAGUCUUCUCAAAGAGUUUAAUUUAAUGAAGAAUGUUACAAGAGCAUCUUUACAAUAGUGAAGAAAAUUUGUACA
Macadamia integrifolia is the source of this 1640-nucleotide messenger RNA. RefSeq names its product thylakoid membrane protein TERC, chloroplastic. The coding region runs from base 105 to 1295 and encodes 396 amino acids. Gene Ontology annotation, cellular component: membrane. The transcript has 14 exons. Lineage: Eukaryota; Viridiplantae; Streptophyta; Magnoliopsida; Proteales; Proteaceae. The record is from RefSeq and is a predicted model, not a curated record.